AAUAGAAUGCUCAGGCUCGCGGCGAGAAGGCUCCCCGCUCUGGCCCGAAGGGCCGUCUCCGGCUCGUCGGAGUUCCAUCCCCUCUCGUUGCGCCGGAGCCAUGCCUCCGACUCGGAGGGUCUUCUCCCUCCCCUCUACAAUAACCUCGAUUUGAGAUGGAGAACGGGUUUGGGGAGUGGUUUCUUGCGUCGAUUCUCUUCAGUCAAUCAUAGAGAUGAUAUUGACGAGGCUGCACUUGAGGAAGAAGCUGAAAAGAAAAUGGGAUGGUUGUUGAAACUCAUCUUUAUAGCCACUGGAUCACUUGUGGCUUUUCAGUUCUUUCCUUACAUGGGGGAUAAUUUGCUGCAACAAUCCAUCUCACUCCUACUAGUCAAGGAUCCAUUGUUUAAGAGAAUGGGAGCGUCUAGAUUAGCCCGUUUUGCAGUUGACGAUGAAAGAAGGAUGAAAGUAGUGGAGAUGGGUGGAGCUCAAAAACUUCUUGACAUGUUGGAGGUUGCAAAAGAUGACAAAACUCGCAAAUAUGCACUGAAAGCUCUUGUAGCUCUUUCUCAUUCAGAUGCUGCUGCUGAGGUUUUGCACCAAGCAGGAGCAGUUCCCAUUGUUAGUUGCACCCCAGACUCCGUCGAAUACUCUGAAAUAGGAACUUACAAGUCCAGCCUGCUUAAAAGAUUUGAGGAUUUGAAACGUGAAGCCAGAGUUAAUUAACUCGGCAUUCUUCAUCGCUGAGUAACUUUAAUGAGUGAUCUCUUGUGUGUCAAAGAUCAAAUAUGGAAGUCAGGAAUAAAUUUAAUUUUGUUGACGAUGGUGAUGUUUUCGGUUGUGUUACUUGAUGAUGAUGUUGAUGAUUUCCAACUCUCCAACCGGGGAAAUUUGCUUCACUUGAAUCAUUUUAUUUGUGGCUAUAAAAAAAUUUCAAUAUUGAUAUGAGAGAUUAGAUUUGGAACAAUGCUUUGUGUGUU
This is a messenger RNA of Dioscorea cayenensis subsp. rotundata (Guinea yam), 959 nucleotides long. RefSeq lists its product as uncharacterized. The record is from RefSeq and is a predicted model, not a curated record. The coding region runs from base 7 to 705 and encodes 232 amino acids. The transcript is spliced from 6 exons. NCBI's taxonomy places the organism in Eukaryota, Viridiplantae, Streptophyta, Magnoliopsida, Dioscoreales, Dioscoreaceae.